GCAGCCGUCGCGGGUUUUUGACGUCAUAACCCUGCGCGCAGAUUAUAAGUGGUGAGCUGGCUUAUAGUUCCCCAGUCUCCUUCAUCAUGACCAAACUUCUGGAGUGGCUUCUGGGCGUCUCGCUGGUCGCAGUUGCCUGGGGACUUGUGACCUUUGACCUUCUUGGCUUGCACUUGCCUCCCGUGUACAAGGAGGUGGCUUGGCCGAUGCCCGUGUACCUGCUGGUGGUGUUUGGGUGCUAUUCUCUGGCAACGGUCGGGUACCGAGUAGCCACGUUUAACGACUGCGAGGAUGCAGCCAAAGAGCUUCAGGCUCAGAUAAAAGAGGCGAAAGACGAUUUAAAGAAGAAGGGCCUGAAGAUGUGAGCACUUUCAUGGACUUGGACCAGCUUUCUGCCUCUUUUAGUAAAUUAAUUUCUUUGGUUGGUUAUGCAUUUCUGACUCGAAACGCUGAAAGAUCAAAAAUUAGAAAUGUCUCUUAAGACCUGAAAGAUGAAAUCUUAAAAUUACAUAAACACGUUUCUGUAACAGGAAUGUAGAAUGUACUGUUUUUGUAUAACAUGCUGUAUGUUUUGGCUAGCUUCUACAUAAAGAUGUCUCUGAGUGGGGUUUUUUUGUUUGUUUUUUAAAAUGUAUAUGUGGUGUGUGAGAAAGUCAGAAGAAUCUGUAUCGUCGAGACGGACUCCACUAACAUCACAGCGUGGUUUCACGGCGUUACGCUCGUGCGAGAUGACCGUGGCUUUCAUUCAACACUCGCAGCACUCGAUUUCAACACACUUGAUGUUUAACACACUUGAUAGUAGGACACUAUUGUUCUAGAAGCGUCUGCACGUCUGCUGUUUUAAAACGCUGCCAGUGAUUGUGUAAAAAUCGUGUAUGCGUGAACUACUACGCGUGUUCACAAAGCAUCUUAAAAUGGGAGUGCUGUUUUCGUAGCGUGUGUUUAACUUUGUGGUGAAGGGAACCUGAUCCGGUCACUAAAACCAUUUGUGAAUGUUACUUCUUGUGUGUGUGUGUGUGUGUUUCAUUUCCCUUGGUUGUGGUUUUCUAAUGGAAGCUGUUGAAGGAGUCUCCUAAUUUUUCUUUUUUUUUCUUUAUUUUAUCCACCAUCUGACUAGAAAGCUAGUGUACUUUUAGUUUUGCAUUCCAUGUUCCAUAUCAUAUGUACCUACAUUGUGCUUUGGACUGAAUGUAAAUGUUAAAUACAGAUUAUUUUUCACUAA
Messenger RNA from Clarias gariepinus (North African catfish), 1222 nucleotides. RefSeq names its product dolichyl-phosphate mannosyltransferase subunit 3, regulatory (gene dpm3). Bases 87 to 365 code for a protein of 92 amino acids. The transcript has 2 exons. Gene Ontology annotation, cellular component: endoplasmic reticulum membrane; dolichol-phosphate-mannose synthase complex. The record is from RefSeq and is a predicted model, not a curated record. Gene Ontology annotation, biological process: GPI anchor biosynthetic process. Lineage: Eukaryota; Metazoa; Chordata; Actinopteri; Siluriformes; Clariidae.